AUGUAUAUUACUAUCACAGCUCCUGUAAUGCAGUUCAUAUUUGACUGGCAGCAACACUACACAGGACCACCGAUACUUCAGCGUGUCUCUUCGCCCAUGCCAAAUCGUAUCUCAUGCCAUUGA
Molecule: messenger RNA, 123 nt
Organism: Plenodomus lingam JN3
Lineage: Eukaryota; Fungi; Ascomycota; Dothideomycetes; Pleosporales; Leptosphaeriaceae
Source: RefSeq, a predicted model, not a curated record